This is a messenger RNA of Stereum hirsutum FP-91666 SS1, 2196 nucleotides long. RefSeq lists its product as uncharacterized. The record is from RefSeq and is a predicted model, not a curated record. Bases 455 to 1576 code for a protein of 373 amino acids. NCBI's taxonomy places the organism in Eukaryota, Fungi, Basidiomycota, Agaricomycetes, Russulales, Stereaceae. The transcript has 8 exons.
CAUCUGCUUCGUCCCCUUGUUCGUCCGCCUUCUCCACCAACAACAAUCAGUGCAACACCCGAGCGCACCGCACCCUCCUUUGUUCCUUUUCUCUCAGCUUGCAUUGCCUGCGAUUCCCUCCGCUCGUCUGUCUUUACCUCUCACCAACUGCUCUCCUCUCUCACAGUUGCUGUGCCGAGCUAUUCGUGCCAGAAGGUUCAUUUUCCUCUCUUAUCAUCACCCUAUAACCUUGCCCACAAGGCGGACAGCAGUAGCGCUCCGAGGCCUUGAGAAUUAAUCACAGGUCAUCCUCCGUCAUCACGUCUUGAACUCACCACGACGGUGGCGAAGCCCUCUCAACACAUAUAGAACGUGCUGCACCCUCCUUUCUGAUCGUUUCGAUCUUUGUCCCCGCAUUCGAAUUUUGAUCUCGACGCAAUAUCCCUCCUUAGUAACAAGUCUAAGGACUCAAACAAUGUCUCGCAAAUAUUCUCGCUCUGCGCUUACUAUUGUCGCGGGCGUCUGCUUUACCGCUCUCGUCUAUCUCUCCUCUCCAUACUCCCCACCACCGCCACCAGCCUUCUUCCGAAGCGGUCCCGGGCCGCAUAGGCCUUGGGGACUUGGCUUCGGUUUCGGUGAGGGGGGUAGCAGAGGACCAAGUCUGUUGAAGAGGUGGCUGUGGGAGGAGGACGAGAGGUACCAAGAAAGUGUCAGGGAGAGGCAGGAGUUGAUUGAGAAGUGGGGCCCUGGAGAGGGGCAAGUCGACCCAUUCCCCUCGCAUGGCGAGUUCUACACCCUGUGGGAUUACUUUAUCCCGUCGUUCCAGUGCCCUCAUCGGGUCGAGCGUAUCGGUAUGCGUGGGGAUGGUGGUAAGUGGGUCUGUGGCAUGGAUCGUGUCGCUGAGCAGCAGGAAUGUGUGAUCUACUCGUUUGGCAUAAAUGGAGAAUCAUCAUUUGAAGCCGCCUUGCUCGAGCGCGCGCCUGGCUGUCAAGUUUGGGGGUACGACUUCAGCGUCAACGAGUUCGGUCCGGAGAUCGAACUCAUUCCUUCUCUUCAGAAACGGUCACACUUCCUCUCCGCUGGAUUAGCUGGCGAAGACAAGGCUUCGGAGUACGACAAUCCGAAGUUCUACACGCUUCAGUCGCUCAUGGAGAUGAACAACCACACCUUCAUCGACAUCCUAAAAAUCGAUAUCGAAGGCGCCGAAUUCGAAGCUCUCGCUGCUCUCGUCAAGGCCUACGCAACAGCACCGCCGCCGCCGCCACCGCACCCUUUCCCUCCAUCAAACCCUCCUGACUCGUCCGACCUCGAUCAUCACCACCAUCCCCACGAUGCAUCAUUCCCACCGCCUCCUCCGCCGCUCACAGUCCUUCCCUUCGGCCAACUGCAGAUCGAGAUCCACGCGAGGCAUGGACAUGAAAAGUUUGCUGAGUUUGCGCGGUGGUGGAAGGAUCUUGAAGAGGCGGGCUUGAGGCCGUUUUGGACGGAACCGAAUUUGGUGUAUGUGAAUUUGGUGAGGGGGGUUGGGCCGGAGUUGGCUGAGUAUUCGUUUAUGAAUAUCCGGGGAGAGCAUGCGCUCGUAUCCGACUUCUACUAAGCUGUGGAAUUGGCGUCCGUCUGGGUGACAGAAGGACGUUGAUGUGUUCUUGCGUUCAUCGGUCGUGUGCAUCGGACUUUUUUCUUUCUCGGAAUUCACCACCUUUCAUACCAUUUCGAUCUCGUCCGCCCUCUACUCCUUGCAUCUUCUUGCUCUUCCCAUACCCUCAUUCCCCAUCCAUUACCCCUCUCAUCCCCCCACGUCUGGCUGCCUCGGCCACUACGUCCCUCAUCACUCCCCCUCUCGACAAUACAACCAUUUGUCAUACUGUAUCCUAUCCUCACUGUGCUUAACAGACCCCGCUCACUACCCACUGCUCUAAUCGUUUCAUAUACCUUCCCCCUUCCCCCUUCCAUCUUUUCUCUAUGUCCAUGGACUGCUCUCUACAGCCUGCUACCUACUUUUAUGCCCGGCCUGGAGCUGAAUAUUGGACACCGUGACUGAGGCGUCUUUUCUCUUCUUUCGUAGCCUCAUUCUACCUAUCCCUGCCUACCUAUGAAUGUCUGUCUAGAUAUUUCAUGGACUUCUUGACAUUUAGAUUUUCUCUGUAUACUUUUGCUUAUGCAGCUUCCCUAACUUACUGAAACAUUAUGAGUGGUUGGCACAUUGGUGCCGCAACG